Fonsecaea nubica is the source of this 711-nucleotide messenger RNA. RefSeq lists its product as hypothetical. The coding region runs from base 1 to 711 and encodes 236 amino acids. NCBI's taxonomy places the organism in Eukaryota, Fungi, Ascomycota, Eurotiomycetes, Chaetothyriales, Herpotrichiellaceae. The record is from RefSeq and is a predicted model, not a curated record. The transcript has 2 exons.
AUGGGCCUGAGAUCCAGCAUUUUCAAACUCGCCAGAGGCACAACAGCUGUCGGCGCCACCUCGAUCGGGUGCUUCUACCUCUUUACCAGAAAAUGCCAGUGGCACGAGAUCAACGACGCGUCCGAUUCGAUCAUGACCUCGCGGUUCUUCGACAAAUACAACCCGUGGCACAAUCCCACCCUGAUCGAUGUCUGUGUCCGUCGCGUGCGCCUGUCGGACCUGCCCCCGGAGCUCGUUGGCGAUAUGCGGCAGGGAGGAACGAAACUCAUUGAGAGGUUCUGUGGAAGCGUCUGGGGUGGAUUCGGCUUCACACCCCAAAGACUCCUCUGGGCAAAACUAUUCCGCGGCCUGCCCGGACGUUCAACACAGCUGUGGGAGUCUGCAGAUCUGUUGGCGAGCGACUAUGAGAUCGGCACCAUCGUCACCGAUCAUCUCGAGGUCAUCGCCAAAGGGCCGACGUCCAUCUUGUUCCGCGCCGGCAAGUCGCAGGGCACCGCGGGAGAGUCUCUGCGCGACCACGACAGUCUUCUCGAAGUCGCCAUCGACCCGGAUUUUGACGCGGGUGUCGCCGAUCUGAGUAUCAAAACCGCCAUGUAUCAGGGUGCGAGCAAGGCGGCGACGACGGAAAAGCCGAUGGAGAAAGUGCAGCGACUGCAUAUGUGGUAUACGGAAAUGUUGAUGGAGAGUGCAUUGUACUAUCUACGCCGUUGA